AUGGAUCAAGCCCAGGCGACUGUGGGAAGGCUUGGGGAAACACCUGAAUAUGUGGAAUCCCAGUGCCGGGCACCCAGGGCCAAAUCCACAUCCCCCCAACUUGGAGUACCCUGGAGGUUCCAAUCCUGGGUAUCCACCAUAUCCACCACCUGUCAAUCCAGCUUUUCCUCCUGGUCCCUGUCCCCCAGGUCUUCCCCAGGGGAUGCCAUGUCUUCCUCCAAAUGUUUCCCCUUAUCCUGUUCCACAACCAGGAUAUCCAGGACAUCAACCCUCAGGUCACUAUCCUCCUCCAUACCCACCACCUGCCCCUGGUAUGCCUCCUGUGAACCCCAUGGCUCCUGGCAUGGUAGGCCCAGGAAUGAUAAUGGACAAGAAGAUUCGGAAGAAAAUGAAGGAAGAUCAUAAAAAGAUGCACAAACACCACAAGCAUGGCAAGCAUUCCUCCUCUUCCAGCCGUGACUCUGACUGAAUACAGGGCCUGGACCCUCCCCUCAAGUCUCACCAGUUCUGCUGUCCCAUCAAGCUCCAGCUGCCGUGUUGUACUGGGAGAAUUUAGCCCUUGUACCCCUCCAUCCUGUCCCCACCUGAGCCUUACCCUGCUGUUCAGUCCUGACUAGCUAGGGAAAAUGGGAAGAGAAUUGCAAUGGGCUAGCAAAGGCAGCCUUCUCACUGCUUAAUAGAUUUUAUAGCUGAAAAGUUUAGCAGGGAAGCUGCUUUUUUGAAGAUGGUGAGACCUCUGAGCUAAAUGCUGAAGACAAGUAUAAAUUCUGUAAA
This is a messenger RNA of Marmota flaviventris (yellow-bellied marmot), 774 nucleotides long. The record is from RefSeq and is a predicted model, not a curated record. NCBI's taxonomy places the organism in Eukaryota, Metazoa, Chordata, Mammalia, Rodentia, Sciuridae.